Molecule: messenger RNA, 3064 nt
Organism: Chanos chanos (milkfish)
Lineage: Eukaryota; Metazoa; Chordata; Actinopteri; Gonorynchiformes; Chanidae
Product: sodium/potassium-transporting ATPase subunit alpha-1-like
Exons: 22
Coding region: 1-3057 (1018 amino acids)
Biological process (GO): proton transmembrane transport; sodium ion export across plasma membrane; intracellular sodium ion homeostasis
Cellular component (GO): plasma membrane
Molecular function (GO): P-type sodium:potassium-exchanging transporter activity; ATP binding; ATP hydrolysis activity
Source: RefSeq, a predicted model, not a curated record
AUGGGAGCUGGAAGAGGAGGUGAUUAUAAGGCUGCGCCAACUUCUGAAAAACGCAAAAAGAAGGGAAAGAAGGAUUUAGAUGAACUGAAGAAAGAACUUGAUUUGGAUGAUCACAAAUUGACUUUGGAUGAACUGGUUAAGAGAUAUGGAACAAGUCUUGAAAAGGGGUUGUCCACUGCUCGUGCUAAGGAGAUCCUUGCACGUGAUGGGCCCAAUGCUCUAACUCCUCCUCCGCAAACCCCAGAAUGGUUGAAGUUCUGCAAGCAACUUUUUGGUGGAUUCUCCUUGUUGCUGUGGAUUGGAGCUUUUCUCUGUUUCCUGGCAUACAGCAUCCAGGCAGCCUCUGAGGAUGAACCAGCGAAUGAUAAUCUAUAUCUUGGAAUUGUGCUUUCAGCUGUGGUGAUCAUAACAGGGUGUUUCUCCUACUUCCAAGAAGCCAAGAGCUCAAAGAUUAUGGAGUCCUUCAAGAAAAUGGUCCCUCAGCAAGCCUUGGUGAUUCGUAAUGGAGAGAAAAUGAGCAUUGAUGCUGUAGAUGUGGUGCUUGGAGACCUAGUGGAGGUUAAGGGAGGUGACAGAAUACCUGCAGAUCUUCGAGUCAUCUCCUCUACAAACUGUAAGGUGGAUAACUCCUCUCUGACUGGAGAAUCAGAGCCCCAGACCCGAUCGCCAGAAUUAACCCAUGAAAACCCACUAGAGACUAGGAAUAUUGCCUUCUUCUCCACUAACUGUCUUGAAGGAACUGCCAGAGGAAUUGUCAUCAACACAGGUGACAACACUGUCAUGGGUCGUAUUGCCACCCUUGCUUCUAGCCUUGAGGGAGGAAAAACACCAAUUGCCAUUGAGAUUGAGCAUUUCAUCCAUAUCAUCACUGGUGUGGCUGUGUUCCUGGGCGUGACAUUCUUCAUCCUGUCUCUUAUCCUCGGAUAUGGUUGGCUGGAAGCUGUCAUCUUCCUCAUUGGAAUCAUUGUGGCCAAUGUGCCUGAAGGUCUCCUGGCCACUGUCACCGUAUGUUUGACCUUGACUGCCAAGCGUAUGGCCAAGAAGAACUGCCUGGUUAAGAAUCUUGAAGCUGUGGAGACUCUUGGUUCCACAUCCACCAUCUGCUCUGACAAGACUGGUACCCUGACACAGAACCGUAUGACAGUGGCCCACAUGUGGUUUGAUAACCAUAUCCAUGAGGCUGACACAACAGAGGACCAGAGUGGAACCUCUUUUGAUCGUAGCUCUCCCACUUGGCCUGCCCUGGCUCGUAUUGCUGGUCUGUGCAACCGAGCUGUCUUCUUGUCUGACCAGCAGAAAGUGCCUGUUCUACAGAGAAAAGUUGCUGGUGAUGCCUCAGAGUCUGCCUUGCUGAAGUGUAUUGAGCUCUGCUGUGGCUCUGUAGAGGAAAUGAGAGGAAACUACAAAAAGGUUGCUGAGAUCCCUUUCAACUCCACCAACAAAUACCAGCUGUCAAUCCACAAGAAUGCCACCGCCUCAGAGACCAAGCACUUGCUGGUAAUGAAAGGAGCCCCUGAGAGAAUCCUUGAUCGGUGCUCCACCAUUUUGAUUCAGGGAAAAGAGGAACCCUUGGAUGACGAGAUGAAAGAUUCCUUCCAAAGAGCCUAUGAGGAACUUGGUGGUUUAGGAGAGAGAGUCCUUGGAUUCUGCCAUUUUCACCUGCCGGAUGAUCAGUUUCCUGAGGGGUUUGCAUUUGAUACUGAUGAAGUGAACUUCCCUGUUGAGAAUCUCUGCUUUGUUGGCCUCAUGGCUAUGAUUGAUCCUCCUCGUGCCGCUGUACCAGAUGCUGUGGCCAAGUGCAGGAGUGCUGGAAUCAAGGUUAUCAUGGUUACUGGUGAUCAUCCCAUCACAGCCAAGGCCAUUGCUAGGGGUGUGGGCAUCAUCUCUGAGGGAAAUGAGACUGUGGAAGACAUUGCUGCUCGCCUCAAAAUACCUGUUAGUGAUGUAAAUUCUAGAGAUGCCAAAGCAAAGGUUAUACAUGGUGGUGAGUUGAAGGACAUGUCCUCAGAAGAAUUAGAUGAUAUCUUGAAACACCACACAGAGAUUGUGUUUGCCAGAACCUCUCCUCAGCAGAAGCUGAUUAUCGUGGAAGGGUGCCAAAGACAGGGUGCAAUUGUGGCUGUGACAGGUGAUGGAGUCAAUGAUUCUCCAGCUCUGAAGAGGGCUGACAUCGGCGUAGCUAUGGGUAUUGCUGGGUCUGAUGUUUCUAAGCAGGCUGCUGAUAUGAUCCUUCUGGAUGAUAACUUUGCCUCCAUUGUAACUGGAGUUGAGGAAGGUCGCCUGAUAUUUGACAACUUGAAGAAGUCUAUCGCUUACACUUUGACCAGUAACAUUCCAGAGAUUUCCCCUUUCCUUCUCUUCAUCCUUUUCAACAUUCCCCUGCCUUUGGGCACUGUCACUAUCCUGUGUAUUGACCUGGGUACUGACAUGGUUCCUGCUAUCUCCUUGGCUUAUGAACGUGCUGAGAGUGACAUCAUGAAGAGACACCCAAGAAAUGCCAAAACAGACAAGCUUGUAAAUGAGAGACUCAUUAGCAUGUCCUACGGUCAGAUCGGUAUGAUGCAGGCCUCAGCAGGAUUCUUUACCUAUUUCGUGAUUCUGUCUGAGAAUGGGUUUCUACCAAUGCACCUGCCUGGUCUACGUGUGAAAUGGGAUGACAAAUAUCUGAAUGACUUGGAAGACAGCUAUGGCCAGGAGUGGACCUAUGAGCGUAGGAAGAUUGUGGAAUUCACCUGCCACACAGCGUUCUUCACCAGUAUCGUGAUUGUACAGUGGGCUGACUUGAUCAUCUGUAAGACCAGGAGGAACUCUCUUUGGGAACAAGGCUUGUUCAGCAAUAUGAUCCUGAUCUUUGGACUGUUUGAGGAGACUGCCCUGGCAGCCUUCCUGUCCUACUGCCCUGGCAUGGAUGUAGCCCUUAGAAUGUAUCCAAUGAAGCCUUGGUGGUGGCUCUGUGCACUUCCUUACUCACUGCUCAUCUUCGUGUAUGAUGAAAUGAGAAGAUUCCUCCUGAGACGCUACCCAGGAGGUUGGGUGGAAAAGGAGACAUAUUAUUAGGUGUCCU